CUGAACUCUGUUUACAACUAAUUUAGAGGAUCAUGACUAUCAACGGCGCAAGAUAACCUCAGAUUUGCUGCGUGAUCUAUUUAUAAGGCGGGCGAUUUGUAGGUUAUGGGAUGACGACCGCACAAUGUCCGACGACUCGUCGGAUCACAUUCCCCCGGCGACGAACGUCGGGCGGCUGCUUAAAAGAAAUGCUACCUUGAUCCUCCCACAAACUGGAGAACGCGUUCGAAGGUCCUUUACUCUCCGCAUCCCGAGACAUGUUGCGAAUGAAGACGGUGCCACUACCCCCCUCCUGCGGCGUCGGAGGUCCACCGGGGAGAGAUGUGGCGCUGCAAGAGCUGCAUGGAAGUCUGUCAAAGCAGGCAUAAGACUCUUUACCGGGGUUGUUAUGUCGAAGACGAGCCAGAGCGUUUUGAAAUGUAGCUUUGCAUAUCUUUUGGGAAGCAUGGCGACAUUCGUCCCACAAAUUGCUGCCUUCCUGGGUAAGCAAGAUGGAAAGCAUAUGGUCGCUACUGUGACAGUCUACUUUCAUCCUGCGCGCUCCCAGGGAAGCAUGCACGAAGCCACACUGUUGGCGCUGCUUGCCUUUCUGUACGCCGCCUUUAUUUCGGUCACCAGCAUGGGCGUCUCUAUAUUUUUCGAUGAUCGUGGCCUCCAAGCUUUGGGCCAUGCUAUCGUCUUAAUAGUCUUCUGCGGAGGUGGGCUUGGGCUUGUUGGAUGGGUCAAACUGAAGCUUGGGAAUCCCCUCGUGAACGUUGCUUGCUCAUUGACGUCUCUGGCGAUUAUAACUAUCCUUACGAAAGAAGGUGCUGUGCAAACAUCUACCUUCUCCGACGAUAAGAUCACACAAGUCUUAAAAAUGGUAGUGAUGGGCAUGUUCGCUACCACUGCAGUAUGCCUCAUUUUCAAUCCUAUUUCUGCGAGAAAAGGGCUUCGAGAAAACAUGAUCAAAGCGACUGAUUCCCUCGGCGAUAUGCUUUCGAUGAUUGCACGCAGCUUCCUUGUGGGUUUGGAACAAGAGCUCCGACAACCCGCUUUCAUUGCGGCCUCUAGCCAAUACAACUCGGUUUUUACCUCCAUGAAAAAGAAUCUUAGAGAAGCAAAAUUUGAACAUUAUGCCUUGGGCACCGAAGCCCAGUAUCACAUCGAAGCCAGGCUUGUCAAUUGUAUGCAACGUCUCGCACAAAACAUUGGUGGUCUUCGAAGCGCAGCUACCAUGCAAUUUACGUUGCUCGCUCAAUCAUGGUCAGGCGGAACGACGAACCCUACCUAUGCCUCGUCGAUGCUUUCUGGAUUCCAUGACCAGCGAGAGGAAAGUGCUGGAACCUUGAGCGUGAUUGAAGAAGCACCCGAAGACGGUGAUCUUUUCAAUAUGACUCAACCUAGCUCUAUGGGACAAUCAGUCGCUAGUUUACCACCAAUAACACCGGCGGAUAUUUUCUCUAGGUUUAUUUUACAUCUUGGCCCAUCAAUGAAAUCUUUGACAUAUACGCUAAAGCAAAUCCUUGAUGAACUCCCCUACGGACCUGGACCAACUUAUGCGAUUGCCAUCAAUCCCAAUUUUCGAUCAAGUUUAUCCGAGGCUAUGGAAUUAUAUGCGACAGCCAGAAAUGAAGCGCUUGCAUUGCUAUAUGGCCACAAUGACCUUAGCAAACAUCGGCCUGCCGAGAUCGAGGCGGACUUUGAAGAAGUUGCUGCUAGCUGUGGACAUUUCAGCUCCUGCCUGCAAGAUUUUGCUGAAGAUAUGAAAGUCUUCUUGGAGAUCUUGGAAGAACUCAAACUCAAUCUUGAUCGUCGGCCCAGGCGUCGGUCGUGGAGAUGGCUUUUGUUUUGGCGGAGCCGCUCAUGGAGGCACCUUGGUAACGAAGAAGAUCCGGAACGCGACAUCUCGAUACAUUCAAGCAUUGACAGAGACGUGUUGCAUUCAAAUGCUGAAGGGUUACGACAACGUGUAAGUCUUGACAAUAACAACCAACUGGGGAGAUAUAAAUACCGAUACACGUUAUGGAAAUUGCUUCGCGGUUUCCGCAGGGAGGAUGUCAAAUUUGCCAUCAAGGUCGGAGUCGGCGCCGCUUUGUAUGCUCUUCCUUCAUUUCUCCCCUCAACCAGGCCAUUUUAUUCUCACUGGCGUGGAGAAUGGGGACUGUUAUCUUACAUGCUUGUAUGCUCUAUGACCAUAGGCGCGUCCAACACCACAGGUUUUCAACGGUUUUUGGGCACGUGCUUAGGUGCGAUUGGAGCCAUUUCCGCUUGGUACAUUUCUCAAGGGAACCCCAUUGCGCUCGCAGCGCUAGGCUGGCUCAUGUCGCUUGCCUGUUUCUACAUCAUUAUCGGCAAAGGGAAAGGGCCCAUGGGCAGAUUUAUCCUUUUAACCUAUAAUCUUUCAGCCUUGUAUGCCUACUCGCUUUCAGUCAAGGACGACGAAGAUGAUGAGGACGAGGGAGGCACUCACCCUUGGAUAGCCGAAAUCGCGCUCCAUCGUGUUGUCGCUGUCAUGUCAGGUUGUCUCUGGGGCAUGAUUGUCACUCGACUCAUUUGGCCGAUUAGUGCUCGAAAGAAACUCAAAGACGGACUAAGUGUGUUGUGGCUUCGUAUGGGGCUACUCUGGAAGCGCGACCCAUUUUCAAUGCUGCUUGAAAGAGGUUCCCUUACCCCUUAUAUGAAUGCAUGGGAAGAAUUGCAAAUGCAACAAUCCAUUUCGCGCCUAGAUGGGCUUCGGCAGGCAGCCUGUCACGAGUAUGGGCUCAAGAGACCUUUUCCAAACACCAUAUACGAUUCAAUUAUUAAGAGCACAGGUCGCAUGCUCGAUGCUUUCCAUGCCAUUAACGUCGUCAUCAUGAAAGAUCUUAAAGCGUCUGAAGGUGAAGUUGCCAUUUUACGGCACACGUCACGGGAGCGAGCACAACUUUGCGCUCGAAUCACUCAUCUGUUUCAAGUUUUGGCCUCAUCCGUGAAACUCGAGUACCCCAUCAAUGACGCGCUGCCGAAUACUGAAAACGCCAGAGACCGGCUUCUUACGAAGAUCUUUGACUAUCGGCGCACGUCUGCUGAAGCGCCAGGCGUCAGUGACGAAGAUUUCGCGCUUCUUUACGCUUACGCCCUCGUUACUGGACAGAUCUCUCAUGAAAUAGCCUCAGUGAGCAAGGACAUUGAGAAAUUGUUCGGUGUCCUCAAUGAAGACGCAUUGAAACUGGCAUAAGUUCUGGCUGGAGGUUCAUCUAAUAGACAAGGUAGAUUAAAUGUACAUACGAACAAG
Xylona heveae TC161 is the source of this 3256-nucleotide messenger RNA. RefSeq lists its product as hypothetical. NCBI's taxonomy places the organism in Eukaryota, Fungi, Ascomycota, Xylonomycetes, Xylonales, Xylonaceae. The transcript has 7 exons. Bases 125 to 3199 code for a protein of 1024 amino acids. The record is from RefSeq and is a predicted model, not a curated record.